CAGAGGUUGCCUGAAGGGCUGCGGCGAGAUGGCGGCGAUCGGCUGUCUCCGCCUCCCUCGGCGCAGCGUCCUGGCCUGGCGGCCCGGGGCUGUGACAUCUGUUCACACUCAGCUGCUCCAUCAGACACCGGUGGCUGACCAUGCUGACAGCUCUCUCCAGGUCCAGCAGAAGAGCUCAGCUAUUGUCCAGAAGAAGUCCUAUGUCCCUGCUAGCAGGGGUGAAUACAUUGUCACCAAACUGGAUGACCUGAUCAACUGGGCACGAAGGAGCUCCCUGUGGCCCAUGACCUUCGGGCUGGCCUGCUGUGCUGUGGAGAUGAUGCACAUGGCAGCCCCCAGGUACGACAUGGACCGCUUCGGGGUGGUGUUCCGGGCCAGCCCCCGCCAGGCUGAUGUCAUGAUCGUGGCUGGCACCUUGACCAACAAAAUGGCUCCAGCUCUUCGGAAGGUCUAUGACCAGAUGCCGGAGCCUCGCUACGUCGUCUCCAUGGGCAGCUGUGCCAAUGGGGGAGGCUACUACCACUACUCCUACUCUGUGGUGAGAGGCUGUGACCGCAUCGUGCCCGUGGACAUCUACGUGCCAGGUUGCCCACCUACUGCUGAAGCUUUGCUGUAUGGAAUCCUGCAGCUGCAGAAGAAAAUCAAACGGGAGAAGAAGAUCCAGAUCUGGUACAGGAAGUAGCAGCCUCUUAUUUAUGCCCUUCCCACCUCCUGCCCACCCAGGGCACCUCCUGCCCACCCAGGGCACCUCCUGCCCACCCAGGGCACCUCCUCGCACUUGAACGCACAACGACCCCGAGAGUCUCACAGAGCCUUCCACCAAAGCUCUCCCUGGAGAAGCUGCUCCUCUGUCUUCGUCCCUCUUUAUCUAAAGGGGUUUUAACUCGUUUCAAAAGAGAAUUAAAAAAGCCAGGGUUGAGUGGG
This is a messenger RNA of Indicator indicator, 924 nucleotides long. RefSeq names its product NADH:ubiquinone oxidoreductase core subunit S7 (gene NDUFS7). Lineage: Eukaryota; Metazoa; Chordata; Aves; Piciformes; Indicatoridae. Bases 29 to 682 code for a protein of 217 amino acids. The record is from RefSeq and is a predicted model, not a curated record. The transcript has 8 exons. Gene Ontology annotation, molecular function: quinone binding; NADH dehydrogenase (ubiquinone) activity; 4 iron, 4 sulfur cluster binding. Gene Ontology annotation, biological process: aerobic respiration; electron transport coupled proton transport; mitochondrial respiratory chain complex I assembly.